UCUAUGAAAACGUCAGAUCAACGAUUCUGCGCCAAGCCAGGGGCGGUGAGCAUCUCAAAACGACGAUGCCCACAGACUCACCGACCACAUCCAUCACUGUUUCGCACCAGCUCAAAUCUUCAGCCACCCAGAGCUCCCAGUUUCAUAUUAAUAUGGAGGGUCAGAGCGCGGGAUGCUCCAAAGUCUUGCUGGCUUACAAAAACGCGUCACAGCACCUGAAUCCAUCGGGAUUCAAGGCAGGUCUGGGUAUACUCAAAGUGGCCACGACUCAGUGGAAACAAGAAAAGAAGACGCGCACAGGAGGUGCAGUAAGGCAGUUCUCGUCGGCCAGCAGUCAUCCUUGCAAGAGAUCUCCACUGGACCAUCUGGCAGCGUUAGUCCUGCACGGUCAAUCCCACCACUUUCACGUCAGCCAAGGGCACCAAAAAGACCCUAUUUGCCAAACCAAACCACAGAACUCAAAGCGCAUCGUGGUUCUCGGUGCGCCACGGGUUGGCAAGACCUCCAUACUAAGAAGAUACCUCCGGGACGGAUUUGUGGAAGAAUACAACCCAACAUCCGAGGAUUUCCUCAGGAAACUGUUUCGUAUACGGGGUGAAACGUACCAAAUAGAUAUCCUUGAUGCAUCCAGAGAGAGGGACUUCCCGGCCAAGCGGAGGCUGUCAAUCCUCACUGGGGACAUUUUUCUUCUUGUAUUCAGCCUCGAUGAUCGGAGCUCUUUUGAGGAGGUAUGCGCCCUGCGCGCGGAGAUCCUCGCUGCCAAAUCCAAGCUCACCAAAACAGAGCCCUGCGCGCAGCUCCGGGUUCCCCUGGUGGUGUGCGCCAACAAGGUGGACCUCAUGGACUCUAAGAGAGAGAUUUCAAACGCAGAGGUUCUCCAAGCGCUCGGCGACGACUGUGCCUACUUCGAAACGUCUGCAAAGGACAGCACUAACCUCGAAGAGGUGUUCGAAACUCUCGCUAAGCGAGGCGGUCUUCCGACUGAAACCGGUCCAUCCCAGCACCGCAAAGUCUCCCUCCGCUCGUACCAGGCUAUCAGGACGGGCCGUCAGGGGGCCAAUGGCCGGCAGGUGCGCGGGAGGGAUGACCCGUGUGGAACACUGUACCCACUGGCACGGAGACCGAGCUUUAGCACUGAUCUCCGACAAGUCACCGGACCCAAAACAACAAGAAAGCCUGGGAGAGGACUGGAGAAGUGUCACAUUCAGUGAAGGCCGUGUAACAAACAAAAACAAUGCGUAAAACAAUGCGUAAAACGCUGCCAUCCACACAAAUGUAUUGCAUAACCUUGUAAAUAAA
Messenger RNA from Menidia menidia (Atlantic silverside), 1299 nucleotides. Lineage: Eukaryota; Metazoa; Chordata; Actinopteri; Atheriniformes; Atherinopsidae. The record is from the annotation of a GenBank genome assembly.